GUAGAAGGCGGCAUUCGAGCGCUGCUCUUUAGCAGGUUCGUGCGUGGCUACAAAUCCUUGAUACUCGAUGUCGUCACAAGCCAUCUGGUGGAUGCUAGCCGUCACGGCAGUGGCUCUCUUAUCAUGUGUCUCUCCUGCCGCUCUAUCCGUCCAAAACUUCGGAGAAAUGGACGUCGAUUUAGACGUAGAGAGCGAACGUGCUCAGUUCAACAGCACGUGCAAGUGCGGCAAAAAGUUCACGCGCAUCGUCGGCGGUACCGAAACUCAGGUCAACGCAUAUCCUUGGCAAGCAGCGCUCUUCCACAAGGAUAUUAACAGCAUUGUAUGUGGCGGGUCGCUCAUUACCAAUCAGCACAUCCUCACAGCUGCACACUGCUUCGCUCCUGAGACGCCUCUAACAGCAGAGAAUAUGGUGGUGCACUUAAGAGAUCACGAUCUCUCCAAUCCAUCGGAAACAAAUUUGGUUGAAAGAUACGCGAAGACAAUUCACAUACACAAGCACUACGACCGGCCCACCAUUCAAAAUGAUAUUGCCAUAAUACAUCUCAACAAAACCGUACCAAUCAGCUCACGGCUGUUGCCCGUGUGUUUGCCGUCUUCAGCUAAGCUAAAAUACGGAAACGAAGAAGCUAUUGCCACAGGAUGGGGUGCAACGUCGACCGGUGGCGAUACCACCAACACUUUACAGGAAGUUAAAGUCUCUGUGUUCAGCCGCAAAGAUUGCUUGAACCGGACCGCCUUCGAGCCUAUCCGGAUCACGCGCAAGAUGUUGUGCGCUGCAGGAUUAGACGGUCAAGGCACCUGCCACGGCGACUCCGGCGGUCCUCUCAUAUACCUUGAUCAAGAACAAAAUUAUGACCAAAUCGGGAUUACGAGCUUCGGACAUAAGGGAUGUGGCGACAAAGUCUUGCCGGCAGGCUUUACGCGAGUAAAUAAAUACUUGCGUUGGAUUGAGAGGCACACGACGGAGGGAGUUUACUGCUCAGGUUUUACUUUCCCUUAAGAGAAUAAAACAAAAUUCCUUUUUUUCCUUUGAUUACCUAGUGAAAGUGAAAAAUUAUGAUGAAUAAAUGAGUUUUAAAACAUUUGAUAAUAGAGGAACCGAUGUGACUCUCAUGAGCGAUAUUCUUUUAAAAAUACGUAACUUCUCAUUUUAAAAACUACAUUGUUCGAAUGUACACAGUAAUGGAUUGCAAAAAGAAUACAAUUAAUUUUUUGUUCGGGGAUUUAAUGCACCUCUGACGUGCCCCCCGUUGUGACAUGCUCAGUUUUUAUGAAUUGUUUAUUGACCUAUACAAAUAUAUACCACGGUUGUACGUGUUGGCGCUUAAUCUGAGGUUUUUUGUGAUAAUUAGGUGUCGAUUUACAGGCGAUUUUUCUUUCGUAAUUAUGGAUAAUAAUUACAUUUGUCUAAUAUUUGUUUGUGUUAUGUUUUGCGUUAUAUCCUUUUUUAGGUUUUAAAUAAAUUCUUGCCUUUAUUUUUUUAUUAAUGUAUUUUUCAGAAUGCCUCCAAAGUUUGAGUCCGAAGUUAUAGCAAGGGUUUCAUUGGUGAUAUGAGCAUAUAAGGGAACACAAGGUUUAAAUUCAUGUAUCCAUAUUAUGUUUCUUAUUUAAGCUUUUAUUUAUCAUUAUUAUUUAUCAUUUCUUUGCGAUCAUUAAUUUAAUGUCUGAGUUAAAGGUUUAAGGUUUGUUCCCGUAUUUUAAAUCAUGUGAUUAUUUUAAUCACCAUUGUUAUAUAUUUUGUUAAAUUCUUUAUGAUUUGAUUACUUUAUUCGAGAGAAACGUUUAUUUACGCUUUGACUGAGGUUCAUUUGUCUGUUACUUUUUGAUACUUUUUCAUUGCUGUUUUCUUUUUGAAAGACUGCGGAUUGAAGACUGUGGAAAUACGGGUAGGAAUACAUAGAAAAACAAGUCGUUUUUAUUGCAUGCCUUUUAAUUGUAGAGGUCCAUGAAUGAGUACUGGACAAACCUAGGUGACACAAGCAAUAUUAUAUUAUAUUAUAUUAUA
Molecule: messenger RNA, 2008 nt
Organism: Hyalella azteca
Lineage: Eukaryota; Metazoa; Arthropoda; Malacostraca; Amphipoda; Hyalellidae
Product: proclotting enzyme-like
Exons: 7
Coding region: 68-1003 (311 amino acids)
Biological process (GO): proteolysis
Molecular function (GO): serine-type endopeptidase activity
Source: RefSeq, a predicted model, not a curated record